AUGCCUAUACACCCCCAGCAGCAGCAGCAGCAGCAGAAGCAGAAGCAGCAGCAGCAGAAGCAGCAGCAGCAUCUACUUGGGUUAACAGAUAAGCCGCAGCAGCAAACUCAUCAACCGCAACAACACCAGGGUCAGCAGGAGCAACAGAAGCAGCAACAGAAGCUGCAGCAGCAGCAACAGCAGCAGCAGCAGAAGCUGCAGCAGGAGCAACAGCCGCAGCAGGUUCUGCUGCUACAGCAGCAGGAGCAGCUGCUGAAUCUGCAGCAGGAGCAACAGCAACAGGAGCCGCUGCUGCAGCAGCCGCAGCAGCAGCAGCAGCAGCAGCAGCGCAUCUGCAGCAGAGUCAACAAGAAGAAGGAACAGGAGGCAGACAGCAGCAGCAGCAGCAAUAACAACAGCGGCAGCAGCAGUAGCAGCAGCACUAGUAUCAAAAGCAACAGAAGCAACAGCAACAGCAACAACAGCAGCAGCAGCAGCACUAGCAGCAGCAGCGGCAAUAGCAGCGGCAGCAGCAGCAGCGGCAGCAAGAGCAGCACCAAUGACAAGAGGAUUAGCAGCAGCAACAGCAGCAGUAGCAUCAGCAGCAAUAGCCGCAGCAGCUGCAACAGCAGGAGCAGUAUCAAGAACAGCAGCAAAAGCAGCAGCAAGAGCAGCAGCAGCAGCAGGAGCAAGAAUAGCAGCAGCACUAGCGGCAGACGCAACACAGGCAGCAGGGGCAGCAGCAAUGCCAACAGAAAUAGCAUAAGCAUCAGCAGCAGCAGCAGCAGCAGCAGAAGCAGCAGCAAGAGCAGCAGAAGCUGCUGCAUCCACCAGACUUCAACUCAUCACUGCAGCAGCAGCAGCAACACGACCGACCCGCCCCGAGAGCUGCUGCAGCCAAAUAACCCGCAACGGCAGCAGCAACAACAGCAGCAGCACCAGCAGCAGCAGCAGCACCAGCAGCAGCAGCAGCAGCAGCAGCAAGGAGACAGUGGACUCUUGCUGCAGGUUUCUAGCUGUCCUGCGCGAAGAGUAUUAUCUGAGGUGUCUCCGCCUCCAGCGCCUCUUCGAUCAGCAGCUGAAUUAAUAAAAAGACAAAACAGCAUGACGCAUCUCUUACUCAAAUCCACACAGCAGCAGCAGCAGCAGCAGCAGCAGCAGCAGCAGCGGCAGCAGCAGCAGCGACAACAGCAGCAGCAGCUGAUGCUGCUGCAGCAGCUUCACCAGAAAGAGAAGACAUUAGAAUUGCAGGGAAAAGAACAGCCUGCGGAGGUCCAUCCGCAGCAACAGCAGCAACAGCAGCAGCAACAGCAGCAGCAACAGCAGCAGCAGCAACAGCAGCAGCCAGCUUCUUUUCAGAGGGUGAAGAUUUUAUCUGCACGAGUACAAGGAGAGCGCAGCUUUGCUUCGCUGCCUGACUGUCCCCCCUCUUCCUUAGAUAUAAGUAUGCAACACAGCAGCAGCAGCAGCAGCAGCAGCAGCAGCAGUAGAAGCAGCAGUAGAAGCAGCAGUAGAAGCAGCAGUAGAAGCAGCAACAGCAGCAGCAGCAACAGAUUCGGCGUCAGUAGCAGUGCUGAUAAAGCAACAACAGCAGCAGCAGAUGCAGCAGCAGAUGCAGCAGCAACACAAGCAGCAGCAGCAGCAGCAGCAGCAGGACGUACAGCACAGCACUCUUGUAUGAGUGCAGAAGGGAAGAGACUGCUGCACAUUGUCGAAGGUCCCCCUGGGCAGCCAACACCGCCGAUGCUCCAGCAGCAGCAGCAGCAGCAGCAGCAGCAGUGGCAGGAGGUGCAGCGCCAGCUACUGAUGCAGCAGCAGCAGCAAAUCUACUCUUUGCAGAUGCAACUGCAGCCGUCUCAGCAGCAGCAGCAGCAGCAGCGGCAGCAGCAGCAGCAGCAGCAGCAACAGCAGCUGCAGCAGCAGCUGCAGAAGGAACGCCACCAGCUUCAACCGCAAGACCAGCAGAUCACUGUGCCCUUCACACAGCAGCAGCAGCAGCAGCAGCAUCAGCAGCAGCAGCAGCAGCAGAAGCUUCUGAUGCAAGGGGAGCAGCAAAGGCAACUGAGGCAGCCACUGCAGCAAUCGCAGCAACUGCAGCAGCACCAACAACAACAGCAGCAGCAGCACCGGCUAGCACACGAAAAACGACAGCAGCAAACGCCGCUGCUGCAGCUACCUGGCUUGCAGCAGCAGCAACUGCAGCAGCAACAAGCAAUCUCACUGCCGCACCAAACUAAAACACCUGCGACUCAGCAGCAGCAGCAGCAGCAGCAGCAGCGAAGAACGCAGCAACAAAGGCCUCAGCAGCAGCAACAAAUAUUCCAUGACAGCCGAACAAGCCGAGAGGAUCAUCGAUCGCAGCAGCAGCAGCAGGAGCAGCACGCAUUGCAGCAGCAGCAGCAGCAGCACGCGAUACCGCAGCAGCAGCAAGCAUUGCAGCAGCAACAGCUGCAUCGGCCACCCCUUCCGACGCUGCAGCAGCAGUUGCAGGUGCAGACGGAUCUGCAGCAACAAAAGCAGCAGCAGAAGCAGCAGCCUGGGCUUGAACGACAGCAGCAGCGGCAAGCGCUGCCGGAGCAGCUGCUUCUACUGAGGGAGACAUUCAAGCUUAGACAGCGGCAACAGCAGCAGCAGCAACAACAACAACAACAAUUACAGCAGCAGCAACUACAGCUGCGGAGUCGCGACCCCGACCCUGCUCAGCAGCAACACCAGCAACAGCAGCAGCGGCAACUGCAGCAACUGCAGCAGUCGCACCACAGUCUAGCUUUGACAUUAGUGCAGCAGCAGCAGAAGCAGCAACAGCAACUGCAGCACCAACAGCAGCAGCAGCAGCAGCAGCUAGUGGAAAAGCAGUAUGAUCAGCAGCAGCAGCAGCAGCAUGAUCAGCAGCUGCAGCAGGCGCCGCCGCCUCAGCAGCAGCAGCAUGAUC
Molecule: messenger RNA, 2911 nt
Organism: Eimeria acervulina
Lineage: Eukaryota; Apicomplexa; Conoidasida; Eucoccidiorida; Eimeriidae
Exons: 4
Source: RefSeq, a predicted model, not a curated record